This is a messenger RNA of Papaver somniferum (opium poppy), 948 nucleotides long. RefSeq lists its product as uncharacterized. NCBI's taxonomy places the organism in Eukaryota, Viridiplantae, Streptophyta, Magnoliopsida, Ranunculales, Papaveraceae. The record is from RefSeq and is a predicted model, not a curated record. The transcript has 2 exons. Gene Ontology annotation, molecular function: RNA-DNA hybrid ribonuclease activity; nucleic acid binding. The coding region runs from base 1 to 948 and encodes 315 amino acids.
AUGGCAAAUUUUCAUUUAAAUCUGCCUACUUGGGGCUCAGAGGCCUUAGUCCUUCCCCUUGUAAAUAUCUUUGGAAGUGCAUUUGAAAAGUUAAAGUGCCUUACAGAAUUCAGGUGUUCUGAUCCUCAGGAAACUAUUAUGCAUGCUUUGGUCACUUGCCCCUUUGCUAUUAGAGUUUGGUUCAUUUCUGAUUUCAACAUCAAUACUCAAUUUUUUCAGAAUAAAUCUUUUUUAGAUUGGCUUCUUUUCUGGUUAACUGACCAUCAGUCUAAAUUGUCUAAAGAUAAUCAAUGUCUCUUUGUGGCUAUCUUAUGGUCUCUCUGGACCAGUAGAAACAACUUCAUUUUCCAAGGAAGUAGAGAAAACUUCACUGCUGUCUUAGCUAGAGCUAGAGCUAUGCUCCUCACCAGGAAUUCUAGAAAUCCUAGUUUGACUACUCCCUCCACCAUACAUGUCAGUAUUAGUGAUAAAUGGAUGCCUCCUUCUUUUGGUUGGAUUAAAUGCAAUAUUGAUGGUGCCUUUGAUGAUAUCUCUGGAGUUAAUGGUGCAGGGUAUGUGAUGCGUGAUUUCUCAAGAAAAGCAACCUUUUGUGCCUCCUUAGUCUUUGAUGUUCAGUCUGCUGAAGAAGCUGAAGCAAGGGCCAUCUGGGCAGUUCUGAAGAAAGCUGUGGAACAACAUCUCUCUCACAUCAUUGUAGAAAGUGAUGCAAAAGCUCUCAUCGAUCAAUUUUCAUCUGGGAAUUUCGAUGGAGACUCUAGGACGGAUGCUAUCUUUAAAGACAUUCUCUUUUUUUCUUCCAAAUUAUCUGCUUGUAUCUUUAGUUUUCAGCCUAGAAGUUGUAAUUCUGUAGCUCAUGAGCUUGCUCAAUGGGAAAAACAAAACAAUUCUUCCAUGUACUGGUCUAAACCCCCUGUUUGGAUCUUUCCAACAGUUGAGGAAGACCAUUAG